ACCCAUUCAAGAUUGUCAUUGGCCACGGCAUAAAGGUAACUAAAAAUGGUAGAGGAAAGCUGCCUACUACGGUCACUAUCAAGUAUUUUAAGCGUCAAUUGAACUCGAAGCUGAAUAUGUAUUGACCAAUCAACCCUUGAACCAACCAACAACAUCCUUAAUGCCCUAUCAUAAAGGAAAGAUAACCCCCUCCAAAGCUGAACUGAUAAGAACGCAAUGUUCUACUUCUCUAGAAGUGGAUCAUAAUCGCUGCAACUGCAACAAUGAGCCCCUCAUCUUGCCCAGUAUUCGUCCUCGUGCCUGGCGCCUCACAAAGUCCGGCAGCCCUGCGGUUAUCUACUACAUCUCAUUCAAAGCAAAGGCCAUGGUGCCUUCAGUGCGCUCUUACCAAGCGUUGGCGCUACCGAACCUGUCACUGCUACGGACGACGCAGAAUAUGUGCGUUCCCGUAUGCUUCUUCCGAUACUCGAUAUCGAGAAGCACGACGUGAUCCUAAUCAGUCAUUCUUUUAGCGGCAUCCCAGCGAGUGCUGCUGCUCGAGGUCUUGGAAAAGCUGAUCGGGUCGCUCAAGGGAAGUCAACUUCCGUCCUAGGCCAGAUUCUCAUUGAUGCAGUUACGGCUAGAGGAGGGGAUGGAUUGGAUCUUGUCGCAAACUUUGGUGGGCAAAUGCCACCUCACAUUCGAGUCGAUGAAGCAGAGAAUCUCUUGAGAUGCGACGAUCCGAAACCGCCAUUGUUUAUUGACCUACCGUCAGAACUAGCAGAUUCGGCAGUCCUUUCUUGUGUCAGCCGAGGGAAGACAUCAUUCACGAGUCCCUGUCCGGCUGCUAGUUGGGAUACAGAGGCUUUCAACGGCCGUCUCGCUUAUAUCAAGACUGUCAAUGACCGUGCUGUUCCUUACGAAGCACAGUCUAUGAUGCUGCAGGCUACCGGACAGGAGUGGAUUACCAGGGACAUUGAAACGGGCCAUAGUCCGCAGCUUGCAGCGCCGGAGAAGCUAGCUGAUAUACUUGUAGAACUGGCGAAGCGCUUUGAAGCAUUGUAGAUGACCCUAGUGGAAGCGUCGAUUUCAAUUGAUUUCGGGGCACAAAGCGAGCAAAUAGCACAUACCAAUGAAAACUCGCACACUUAAAUUUUUUGAGGUUGUACUAACAUUAAUCGUGUCUUCCUGAUCCUGGUAAUCAACUGUAACUGUUUCUGUAGAAAUAAUAAGCAUGAUCAAAGUCGUAUAAUCCGUCAACAGAGACGAGACUGGCGCUAAACCGCAUCCAGCCACUCGCGACGUCAUC
Messenger RNA from Talaromyces proteolyticus, 1288 nucleotides. RefSeq lists its product as uncharacterized. NCBI's taxonomy places the organism in Eukaryota, Fungi, Ascomycota, Eurotiomycetes, Eurotiales, Trichocomaceae. The record is from RefSeq and is a predicted model, not a curated record. Bases 451 to 1044 code for a protein of 197 amino acids. The transcript has 2 exons.